AUGACUGUCUUAUCCGUCUUAUCGAGCAUCAUCUUCUCUCCUAUAAUCCUUAUUUUAAGGGCUCUAUCGACUCUACUCCUUCCUGCCACUGUUAUCUUUCGACAUGUUUCAUACUUUUUAUUGUUCUUCUUCUAUUUGCCCUUUGCCUUACUCGCCCGACUUGAGGCCAUUUACAUAUUUUGCGGAACAGCAGCCAUCAUUGGUAUGAUAGCCGGUGUUCUGCUCGGGUUUACGUCGCACAUCUUCUCCGGCGCUCUCGGUCUACACGACGAGACUGAGUCGAUUACACCGUCCAAUCUCGGUCGCUCAAAGAAAAGAGCCCCAUCCCAGGGUUACCAAAGCCCAAUCCCAGUGAAACAGCAAUCUCAUACGCCCAUGGCGCGCAUGCUAUUUCCUCCCUCAAUCCCAACGAUUCUUGAAGAGGAGGACGAAGAUUCCCCAAUUCUUCCAGGAAACCGGAGACGGCGGGGUAAGGCGGGUAACAACGUAGAAGCAUGGUUUAAUGGAUCAGACGAAUCGUCGGAUUUGUGA
Molecule: messenger RNA, 531 nt
Organism: Morchella importuna
Lineage: Eukaryota; Fungi; Ascomycota; Pezizomycetes; Pezizales; Morchellaceae
Exons: 3
Coding region: 1-531 (176 amino acids)
Source: RefSeq, a predicted model, not a curated record